AACAUUGGUCAAAAUAUCAGUUGACGCCAAAUUUCUCUUUCGAUUCGUUGUAUUUUUGUCACUUCGAUUUAGUUUUUUGAAUUUUGUAUAAAUAGUGUAAAACAUAUAUUUUAUAAAUAUUGCCAAAGUGUACUUUAAAUGAAAAUUGAUGAUAUUAUAUGAAGCGUUUAUGAUUUCAAUGAGAGCGCUACGUCAUUUGGUAAAUUUAUUAUAAGAAAAAUUGUGCGAAAGUAACGAACUGACAAAUCAGCUGAAGGCUUCCUUUUCCUCUCGUCAACAUCAACGAAAAGGAAGCAAUAUUCGUUAAACGGUUACCAUCGGGUUGCAACCAUUUUGAAAAGAUGAACGAACAGCAGCAAAUACGAGUAGCAAAAAGACAACGUGCAAAUUAUUAGAUUUUAAAUAAUUGUGGGUGUUAACGGUUUACACAGCACGUAAGAUUUUGGGCAUUAAUUCGCACGAAUCAAAUGCACUUCCGGGUGAUUUGUCUGGCACAAAUAUCGUGUUGGCCGGGCCAAAUUGCGCAGGCUCUUUACCAGUAACACUACAACCAUCAGAACAUAACGCCGACUCGCUGUCGCAGCAGCCACCGGCACAGCCCCAUACGCUUAACGGCGGCACAGCAGUGUGCGCAGGAGCGUCUGUAACUACAACUACUGUACCAACAUCAAUUGCAUUAAGUGUGCAACAUCAGCAGCAAAUGGAGCGUUUACGUUUAGCAAAUAUGAUGAAUCAAGAAAUGCAUGCAUUAUGGCCAUAUGGCACAGCUACAUUCCUGUCACCAAUGUUACCAGCACCAAAUAUGGCGUUACCAUACGCACUAGCUGGCACUUUACCGUACGCCGCUGUGCCAAUAUAUCCAGCUGCUGCAGCUGCUGCUGCGGCCGGUAUGCAACAAAAUAUGCCGAACGCACCACAGCAAUGCAACAACAUAUCACCAAUAUCGACUGCCAACACACUACCUGGUUCUGGUGCAUCCUCUGCAUCGACCAGUAGUGCUACAUCUUCCAGCGGUGUGCCAACAAUGCGCUCACAAACGAAUGAUUCAAAUAAGAUUAAUAUACAAAUUGGUUUGCAAUGUGUUAGUCAGAAUUCGCCACUCAAUUUCAAUUCGAUGAAUGAGAUCAAUGCGUCUUUAGCCAAAGUGAAUCUGUUGAAUUUUUGUGGUGGUGUUGCAGAGAAGGAGAACAAAGAGACCUCUUCAUUGCGUAGUUCGCCGAUAUUGUUAAGCUCAGACGAUCUCAACAACAGCAGCGGUAUAUGUAAUAGUAAUGCACUAGGUAGUGGCGCCGGCGGCGAUGCCACUAAUGCCACCAAUUCGCCUGGCAGCGGUGGUAGCUGCACGGUAACACUUUCGCAAGCAAAAUUUAAUGAACUAACACGUCUGGCAUUGCGUGGCAGUGAAAUUGCCGAGAAACUCGCAUACACACAUCGCAAUCGGCCGUGUUUCAAAAAGAUCGACAGCCUCUGUGCGCGCAUGAAACAGGAUCUCAUACGUCCUGAUGGUGUUUUACCCAAUAUCAAUUCACAGGGUAUUGCUUGGGCCGUAAAGGAUUUCAUUUUCGUUUUCACGCGUGUCAUCAAUGCUUGGAUUAUUAUCAAGGGCUAUGUUUAUAAUACACCAGAGGGACUCAAUAAAGUGAAAUCUGCGCUAAGCCCUGACUUUGCUGCCAGCUUUGCCGCAUGGCAAGAUACCACAAUGGAUUUUGUAGAGAAUCUUAUUAAAUCAUUUGUAAAUCUCGACAAUUUGGUGCAAUCGCAGAAGAACGUGUAUCAGAAUUCCGAAAACAACGGUACACGUGCGGCACCCAGCACUACACCCAUUAAAUUAUUACAACCAGUUAAUUCACUGAUUGAUGAUUCGUUCGAUUUCUUAAAUACGUCCACUGAGAAAUCAACGCAGAAUGCGCUCAAUAAAAAUUAUCUUUACACAAUGGUUGAAGACUCGGAGGGUAGUCAGCGACAGGCUACUGUUAACGGUACAUACUUCAAGACGGGCACAUACAAUCCGAUCAAAAAAGACGCAUUGCUUGUGGAUCAAAUAAAUAAUGUGACCACAAGUGUGACUAGUACAUCCGCCACAAGCACAGCGGCACAACAUCUGCUCGCGAACAAUAAUCCACUCGAACAGUAUUUUGAUGAGCAAAUUUCCGAGUUUUGGCCACCCACCGCCGAUGUGGAUACUGCAGCAGCUGCGGAGUAUUUGAAAAUCAAAGAGAAAAUACCACCAAAUUGGUUGAGUUAUGAUAUACGUGUGUUGGAGCAGAAUUUGACGGAGUUCUCCAAUGAUUACGAUCCAAAUGCACCGCCGCGUCCGCUGGGUAAAGAUCUCAUUGAUAAACUGAAUGUGAUGAUUGAGCGACUGAUGGCAAUGAAAAAUGCAGAAUUAUUUUUCAAAUUGCAGUUUACCAAAAAUUAUUUCCCUGAAUUUAUGACCAAGCAUAAACACGAUUUUAUGGAUGUGCGCUCUAUAAUACUCAAGUGUCAAGUGGGUGGCUACCAGCAUAUUUUCGAAGUUGUACACGAUGUUAAGAAAAUAGUGCACACUGGCAAGGAAUAUUUAAAGUUUAAUGUCGACAACAAAUUGCAGAAAUCGAUUAGUGCCUUUGAAAGCGAAUUCAAUAAAUUACUUAGUGAACCACCUUUUGAAAAUUAUCAAUUCGAACAUAUCACCGGUGAACCCAAAGAGAUGCUAUACAAUUGUCGCAAUAAAUAGUGCAAUAAUAUGCUUUUCAUGUACGCGUGUCAUAAAAUAUGUACAUUUUGGUUGCUCUAAAUUGGCAUGUGGUAUGCAAAAUGCAAGGAUUUCAGUUACAAAUCGAAAUAUUACAAAAAAUAGUAUUAGUACGUUUAUAUGAUAUGUAUAUGUAUAUGUAGUUGUUACAAAUAUGUAUAGAGAAUUUGUUGCUUAGAGCACACAUUUCAGUCUAUAAGAAUCUACUAAUAACUUUGAAGUAUAUUCUUACAUAUUUUCGGAUUUUCAUAAAUUUUACAAAAU
This is a messenger RNA of Zeugodacus cucurbitae (melon fly), 2998 nucleotides long. RefSeq names its product protein mitoshell (gene mtsh). NCBI's taxonomy places the organism in Eukaryota, Metazoa, Arthropoda, Insecta, Diptera, Tephritidae. The transcript is spliced from 7 exons. The coding region runs from base 701 to 2716 and encodes 671 amino acids. The record is from RefSeq and is a predicted model, not a curated record.